UAGCAUCUUCUGUUUCCUGGCGAGUGUUUCCUGCUACCUUGGAUUGGCCAUGACAGGCUGGAGCUGCCUUGUGACAGGAGCAGGAGGGUUUCUGGGUCAGAGGAUCAUCUGCCUGUUGGUGGAGAAGACAGAGCUGAAGGAGAUCAGGGCCUUGGACAAGGCCUUCAGACCAGGACUGAGGGAGGAAUUUUCUAAGCUCCAGAACAAGACCAAGCUGACAGUGCUGGAAGGAGGCAUUCUGGAUGAGCCAUUCCUGAAGAGAGCCUGCCAGGACGUCUUGGUCGUCAUCCACACCUCCUGUAUCAUUGAUGUCUUCGGUGUCCCUCACAGAGAGUCCAUCAUGAAUGUCAAUGUGAAUGGUACUCAGCUCCUGUUGGAGGCCUGUGUCCAAGCCAGUGUGCCAGUCUUCAUCUACCCCAGUGCCCUAGGGGUAGCCGGGCCCAACUCCUACAAGGAAAUCAUCGAGAAUAGAGAAACACAAGCCUCUCUGGAAAACACACGGUCUGCUCCAUAUCCACACAGUAAAAAGCUCACUGAGAAGGCUGUGCUGGCAGCUAAUGGGUGGACUCUGAAAAAUGGUGAUACCUUUUACACUUGUGCCUUAAGACCCAUGUGUAUCUAUGGGGAAGGAGGCCCAUUUCUUACUGCCAAUAUAAAUGAAGCCCUGAACAACAAUGAGAUCCUGUCAAGUGUUGGCAAGUUCUCCACUGUCAACCCAGUCUAUGCUGGCAAUGUGGCCUGGGCCCACAUUCUGGCCUUGAGGGCCCUGUGGGACCCCAAGAAGGCCCUAAGUGUCCGAGGGCAGUUCUACUAUAUCUCAGGUGACACGCCUCACCAAAGCUAUGAUAACCUUAGUUACACCCUGAGCAAAGAGUUCAGCCUCCGCCUUGAUUCCAGAUGGAGCCUUCCUUUAUCCCUGAUGUACUGGAUUGGCUUCCUGCUGGAAAUAGUGACUCUCCUGCUCAGGCCAAUUUGCACCUAUCAACCGCCCUUCAACCAUCACACAGUGACAUUGUCAAAUAGCGUGUUCACCUUCUCUUACAAGAAGACUCAGCAAGAUCUGGCGUAUGAGCCGCUCUACAGCUGGGAGGAAGCCCAGCAGAAAACCGUGGAGUGGGUGGGUUCCCUUGUGGACCGGCACAAGGAGACCCUGAAGUCCAAGACUCAGUGAUUUAAGGAUGACAGAGAUGUGCAUGUGGGUGUUGUUAGGAGGUGUCAUCAAGCUCCACCCUCCUGGCUUCAUACAGAAGGUGACAAGGGCACAAGCCCAGGUCCUGCUGCCUCCCUUUCACAUAAUAGCCAACUUAUUGUCUUCCUCAU
Molecule: messenger RNA, 1320 nt
Organism: Macaca mulatta (Rhesus monkey)
Lineage: Eukaryota; Metazoa; Chordata; Mammalia; Primates; Cercopithecidae
Product: hydroxy-delta-5-steroid dehydrogenase, 3 beta- and steroid delta-isomerase 1-like
Biological process (GO): steroid biosynthetic process
Molecular function (GO): oxidoreductase activity, acting on the CH-OH group of donors, NAD or NADP as acceptor
Source: RefSeq, a predicted model, not a curated record